Molecule: messenger RNA, 1724 nt
Organism: Spinacia oleracea (spinach)
Lineage: Eukaryota; Viridiplantae; Streptophyta; Magnoliopsida; Caryophyllales; Amaranthaceae
Exons: 1
Coding region: 377-1243 (288 amino acids)
Source: RefSeq, a predicted model, not a curated record
UUUGUCUCAAGUCUCAACUGUCUCUUGUUUUUUUUGUUCUUCUUCUUCCGUUUCCUUUCCUUCAAAGGCAGCUCUUCUUUUAUCAUUCUUUCCAUUUUCUCUCUCCUAAACCAAAAAAAUCCUACUUCCAGAAAAUUCCACUAAUCUCAAUCAUCGAUUUCAUUAUCUUCUUUGAUUGUCCAAUUUUUAUUUUUAUUUUCCUCCAAUUUUUAUUUCUCCCAUUUUCUUGAUUUUUUCCCAAUUUCUCCAUUUUCAAACCCUAGAUUAUCAUUUCCACACUCCAAACCCUAAUUAAGCAAUCACUGACCCUUCUGAUUGCCUAAUUUGUUCCGAUUUCAUCGAAUUUAGGCAGAAUUGAAGGAAAACCCAAAAAAUUAUGGCGAGUUUGGAAGAAAAUCGCGGGUUGUCGACUAGCAAGCCUCCGAUUACGUCGAAGAUUUCUCUGUUUAAUCGGUCAAUGACAAUCCACACCACCGCAGCCAACUCCUCGAAGAAAGGAUACGUUUCGUCGGCCGCUUCGGCGGUCGUGGAUCGCAACGCGGAGUCGAUGAAGAAAUGGUACAAUAACACCUUUGAUUCAGCUGGUUCAUCUUUGAAAGGAAAGGUUAGACAUCUUCGGAAUAUGUUUGAGUCCCAAAAAUCAAUAAAUAAAAAUAGCAACUUUUCCCAAAAGAUUGAAGAAUCAGCACAUAAUCAUCAUUUGGCGAGAUUGAGACCUGCGAAAUCAUUUAGUACAGAUUUCAAGGAUUCCUGGUCGAUUCUAGAUGUUUCGACAAUUCGAUUUCCCGGCACUGAGGACAGAGUUGUGGUAUAUUUCACUAGUUUGAGGGGGAUAAGGAGAACUCGUGAGGACUGUGAUGCUGUCCGGAUGAUUUUCCGAGCGUAUAAGGUGUUUGUCGAUGAACGAGAUGUUUCGAUGGAUGCUGCUUACAGAAAGGAGGUGCAAGGGUUGUUGGGGGAGAAGAAUGUGAGUUUGCCACAGGUUUUCAUUAAGGGUAAGUAUGUGGGUGGGGUUGAUUUGAUCAGACAGUGGAAUGAGACUGGUGAACUUCGGAAGAUUCUUCAGGCAUUGCCAACAAGGGAUAGACGGUUCGUUUGUGAUUCUUGUGGUGAUGUAAGGUUCUUGCCAUGCUCCAACUGUAGUGGAAGUAGGAAGUUAUUUGAUGAGGAUGAAGGGGUCAUCAAGAGAUGCUUGGAGUGCAACGAAAACGGUUUGAUUCGGUGCCCAGAGUGUUGCUUGUGAAUUAUGAUCCAGGUAUAUUGCUACGAAAAGGAUACUCGUCUAGCUAGUUGUGUGUUUUUAGCUUAUGGAUUGGCUUGAAUAACCUCCUUUUUACGGUUUCAGCCUUAUCGCGGAGAUUUGGUUGUACAUUGUUCAUAUAUUCACGAUGAACAACAAUUAUGUAUGUCAAUGAUACUUGAUAUAGUACUGAACUAGUGUGACUCCUUGAUUAAAAAAGGAAAAAUAAAAGAAAAAAGAAAUUCAAAAAUAUUGAAUAGAGGAGAUAAAGCAUAUUAGUGCUGGUGUGCUCCAUUGUAGCUUGGGAUAUGAUAGGCAUCUCCCUUGACUUGCAAUGUACAUUUACUAUGCUGUAAAUAUUGAUGACAUUUUUUUCCCCUUUUGCAUCUGCGCAAACUGAAGCUUUUGUAAUGAGAAGGGCGACUAUAGUUUUUGGCUUUUGUCCAUUGGAAUGAAUGACAAUUCCUGUGAGCUUUUGAUUCAA